Messenger RNA from Girardinichthys multiradiatus, 9652 nucleotides. It is a transcript of the gene grik3, whose product is annotated as glutamate ionotropic receptor kainate type subunit 3. Bases 1 to 2826 code for a protein of 941 amino acids. Gene Ontology annotation, molecular function: kainate selective glutamate receptor activity; transmitter-gated monoatomic ion channel activity involved in regulation of postsynaptic membrane potential. The record is from RefSeq and is a predicted model, not a curated record. The transcript is spliced from 16 exons. NCBI's taxonomy places the organism in Eukaryota, Metazoa, Chordata, Actinopteri, Cyprinodontiformes, Goodeidae. Gene Ontology annotation, cellular component: kainate selective glutamate receptor complex; plasma membrane; postsynaptic membrane. Gene Ontology annotation, biological process: modulation of chemical synaptic transmission; monoatomic ion transport; synaptic transmission, glutamatergic.
AUGUGGUAUUCAGGUGGGAUAUUCGAACAAACAGAUGGACCUGUUUCGCUUGUUAGUGCAGAAGAACUUGCCUUUAAAUUUGCAGUGAAUAAUAUAAACAGAAACAGGACUUUAUUGCCAAACACAACAUUAACAUACGACAUACAGAGGAUAAAUAUCUAUGACAGCUUUGAAGCAUCAAGAAAAGCCUGUGACCAGCUGUCGUUAGGAGUGGUUGCAAUAUUUGGGCCUUCACAUAGCUCAUCUUCAAAUGCUGUGCAGUCCAUCUGCAAUGCUCUGGAAGUGCCACACAUCCAGGUUCGGUGGAAACAUCACCCAAUGGACAACAGGGACACUUUUUAUGCCAAUUUAUACCCGGAUUACUCUUCAUUAAGCUAUGCCAUCCUGGACUUGGUGCAGUAUCUCAAAUGGAAAACAGCCACUGUUGUUUAUGAUGACAGCACAGGUCUAAUAAGGUUGCAGGAGCUGAUAAUGGCCCCAUCAAGGUACAAUAUCCGAUUAAAGAUCCGCCAGCUUCCCCUCGAUACAGAGGAUACGAGGCCACUUCUAAAAGAAAUGAAGAGAAGUCGGGAGUUCCGCAUCAUCUUUGACUGCAGUCACCACAUGGCUGCACAGAUUCUCAAACAGGCCCAGACCAUGGGGAUGAUGACAGAGUAUUACCACUAUAUCUUCACCACUCUGGACCUGAUGGCCAUUGACCUUGAGCCAUAUCGCUUUUGUGGUGUCAACAUGACUGGCUUUCGCAUCCUCAAUGUGGACAAUCCCCAGGUUGCGUCUAUUGUGGAGAAAUGGUCAAUGGAAAGGCAGAUCCCACCUAAACCAGAUUCAGGCCUGCUGGAGGGCGUCAUGACGACAGACGCAGCUCUGACCUAUGACGCGGUCCACAUUGUUUCCGUGUCCUACCAGCACGCCCCACAGAUGACCGUAAACUCUCUGCAGUGCCACCGCCACAAACCCUGGAGAUUCGGGGGACGCUUCAUGAGUUUCAUCAAAGAGUCUCACUGGGAUGGUUUGACUGGAAGAUUGUCCUUCAACAAGACAACUGGGUUACGCACAGACUUCGACCUGGAUAUUGUCAGUCUAAAGGAGGAUGGACUUGAAAAGGUGGGGAAGUGGAGUGCGUCAGGAGGUCUUAACAUCACAGAAGUGCCGAAGCGAAAAGGGAUGAACAUCACUGAUUCCCUGGCUAACCGUUCCCUUGUUAUCACCACUAUUCUGGAGGAGCCAUAUGUCAUGCUUAAGAAGUCUGACAAGGCACUGGUUGGGAACGACCGUUUUGAAGGAUUCUGCAUCGACUUGCUGAAAGAGCUGGCCAAAAUCCUGGGCUUCACGUAUGAUAUUCGCCUGGUGCCAGAUGGGAAAUAUGGCUCUCAGGAUGACAAGGGCCAGUGGAACGGCAUGAUUAGGGAGCUUAUAGAACAUAGAGCAGACUUGGCAGUGGCCCCUCUCACCAUUACCUAUAUGCGUGAGAAAGUUGUUGACUUCUCAAAGCCCUUCUUGAGCAUGGGCGUCAGCAUCCUUUAUCGCAGACCCAAUGCCACAAAAAGCGGCUUCUUCUCCUUUCUGAACCCCAUGACUCCAGACAUCUGGGUGUACAUUCUCCUGGCGUACCUGGGUGUUAGCUGUGUUCUUUUUGUCAUUGCAAGGUUUAGCCCAUACGAAUGGUACGACGCCCACCCCUGUAAUCCCGGCUCGGACGUGGUGGAGAACAACUUCACCCUCCUCAACAGCUUCUGGUUUGGAGUUGGUUCCUUAAUGCAACAAGGCUCGGAACUGAUGCCCAAAGCACUGUCAACCAGAAUAAUAGGUGGAAUCUGGUGGUUCUUCACACUCAUCAUCAUAUCUUCCUAUACAGCUAAUUUAGCAGCUUUUCUCACUGUGGAGAGGAUGGACUCACCAGUGGAUUCAGCUGACGACAUCGCCAAGCAGACCAAGAUUGAGUAUGGUGUGGUCAGAGAUGGAGCAACCAUGGCUUUCUUCAAGAAAUCAAAGGUUUCUACAUUUGAGAAGAUGUGGGCCUUCAUGAGCAGCAGGCCAAGAACGUCACUGGUGAAGUCUGUGGAAGACGGGGUUCAGAGGGUGCUGAAGUCUGACUAUGCACUCAUUACAGAGUCCACCACCAUUGAUUAUAUCACUAGGAGAAACUGUAACCUUACACAAGUGGGAGGGAUUAUUGACAGCAAAGGCUACGGCAUUGGCACUCCCCUCGGCUCUCCAUACAGGGACAAAAUCAGCAUAGCAAUCCUCAGCAUCUUGGAAGACGGGCUUCUCUACAUUCUGAAGGAGAAGUGGUGGAGUGGAAGCAGCUGUUUGGAUGAGGAGCGUCGCGAGACAGGCCCCAUGGGGAUCCAAAACCUGGGUGGUAUAUUCAUUGUGCUGGCAUCUGGCCUGGUGCUGUCUGUCUUUGUGGCAAUUGCUGAAUUUAUCUACAAGCUGAGGAAGACCGCUGAACGUGAACAGGUCUUUGUGCAGUGCCAUGGUGGACGAGAUCAGACUGUCGUUCACCUGCGAGAGACGGGUGAAGCACAAGCCCCAACCCCCAGUCAUGGUGAAGACGGAUGCAGUGAUCAACAUGCACGCCUACAACGACCGACGACUCCCAGGAAAGGACAAUAUGAGCUGCAGCACUGGGAUGACUCCUGUGUUCCCAUGACAAUGUGUUCCCCUCAGGGCAAGAACCUCGUGAGCAACAUUUCAGGGGCAGUGCCGGAACCCAGGGACAAUGGCAUGGACGGGAUCACCAGAUAUAUCAUUAACCACAGUGAGAUGGGAACACUAACAAAACAUGGGCAACUCAAAUUGGCAGCAUCAGCCACGCAGGUAUGACAGACACCACUGUAAUCAAAACUACAAAAAAAAUACUUGGAAAGGUUGUGAGAGGGGCCAAAAAAACGACCCGCUAAAGGAAACGGUACACCCAAAUAUUAAUCAGUUCAAGUCUGAUGUUUACAUAUGUACCACAAGAGAACACACAAUAAUCAGUGGAUCCUGAGUCACUUAAAAGAUUAAAAAAUGUAUGUAAAAAAAUACCCAUUAAAUGAAGAAAGGCUUUUUCAAAAAUGGCAAUAAAUGACUUUGACACAAUUCCAGAAGGACAAAGGAGUUUUGUUAUAAAUCACGGUUAUAUGUCAAGUUCUCCUGUUAAUCCUGUUGAUUUCCACAAACCUGAAUGACCUUUGGCAGCAGAAAGUGUUACCUCAAAUAUGUACAGGUUCAGCUGGGUGUCUGUGUCAUUUAAUGUUGGCACCACUGUGACUGGUAGAACCUACAGCAAGAUGUGAAGCAGUAAAUUUACAUCUGAUGUAGCUGUGAUGUGUACCUAAUGAUACCAUUAAAAGCAACCAUACUCACACAUGCAGAGUGGAUUGCGGACACAUCAGCUGUAAAUUAAAAAUAUAAGAUUCUAACAUAGACUUGACACAAUGUUUGAAAUGUUUUUUUUUUUUUUAUAUAAAAGGUUCAUUUUGUUUUAAGUUCAUUUGUACAUAAUUUGAUUGUUAUCAGAGAACAUGUUGAUUGCCAAAGACCAUUCAACAGAAUUAUAUUCAGAACAGUAAGGGCCAGCGUGGUUUGGUAAGAAGGUGUUUAUUAAAAAUCAAAUUGGAGGGGCUGAAUGGGACUUUGAAAGAAUCGUUCUCCGGUUUAUUUGCAGUAACAUGCAUCCAAAUCUAACUGUAUUUCUUUGGUUAUGGCUAGGGAUGGGUCGCCAUUGUGUUCCAAUGAUAUGACCUUAAAUAAAAUAAAAAAACACCACUGAAUCACAAUACUUACACAAAAAUCUAAAACUAAAACUGAUAAUAUUAUCUUAUUGAUGUUACUUAAAUAACUAAAUAGCAACAUGUACAUUUUAUACUAAAAUAAUAUAUUGAUUAUUAGAUAAUAAGAUGAUCUACAGUAUUUAUUUACUUGUUUUGAUUUUGGUCUGUAGACUAAAACAAAAACUAUGAUUAUCACUUGUGAAAUUGGGUACUAAUUUGUAUGUGCUUCUUAUGUACACCAAUAAGACAUAACAUUAUGACCAUUGACCGGUAAAGGGAAGAAAACUGAUUAUGUCUUCAUCAUGGCAACUGUUAGUGGGUGGGAUGUAUUUGACAGUAAAUAUAUAUUUCAUUGUCAAAGUUGAUGUAUUGCGAGCAGGGAAAUGGGUAAGUGUAUUAUUUUGUGUAUGAGUUUGUAUAAGAAGGGCCAAGUUGUAAUGACUAGACAAUAUGGACCACAGCAUCUGCAAAACUGGAGCUCUUGGCCCUGUUCAGAAUCAAUCUUAAUUGCCCAAGGAAGAAAAAGUAAUGAACGCAGUCAAGGGCGGUCAAUGCUCAAUGAUGCACAUAGGGAGCAAAGACUAGCCCGUGUCGUCCAAUGCAAUAGAUGAGGUGCUGUAGUUCAAAAUGGUAAAGACGUUAAUACUGGUUCUGAAAGAAAGUAUAUGGAAUACACAGUGCAUCAGGGAUUGUUGAGUAAGGCAUUGCAUAACUACAGAUCACUUAGGGUGCCCAUGCUGACGCCUGUCCACUCCCUCAGAUCUGGACUACAGAAUAGUCGAAGAAGGUGUUAUGGUCCGAUAAAUCAUGUUUUUUUUACGUCACAUGGAUGGCCCGUUGAUGAACACAUGGCACCAGAAUGCAAUACAGCAGUAAGGCAAGCCAGCAGAGGCCGUCAAUAUUUAUUUGGCAUGUACCAGUAAUCUAAGCAUUGGCCUUAUUCAGGAUAAUGUUACAUGUCACAAAGCAGAAAAAUGCUUCAGAAAGGUGUGUUAAAUUGCCUUCCAAAUUUCACAGAUCUCAUUUUAAUUGAGCAUCCGUGGGAUGCGCGGGGCAAACAAGUCUGAUCUAUGAAGACAUUAAAGCUAAACUUACAGGACCUAAGUGAUCUGCUGCUAACAUCUUGGUACCACUUACCAUAGCAGACCUUUAGAGAUCUACCUUUACUCAACUGUUCAGGCAUGUUUUGGCAGCAAAAGAAGGGCCAACACAUUAUGAAGCAAAUGGCCAUAGUGUUGUGAUUUAUUGGAUUUAUUUAAUGCAUCUUUUGUCCAUUCUUCUCUUUACGGAGUAAAACAAGUAUCACAAUCUGAUAUCUGGUUAAUUAUCCAGACUACUGGCACUUGUUGCCAGCUGGCAGUUGGCUGCUGAACAUAUAUGCUGCUAGAAGCUAGUUACCUUAACAUGAGUGAUCAGCGGUGCUUCUUAUUUUACACAAAAUGUCUGUCCAUGUUUUUUCAAACCAAUAAUAUUUCCAAGCAGCUUUCCUAUAAGAAAGAAAAACAAGUAGGGAACAUCUUUUGGCCGUGCCCAGAAACAGAUUUCAGGAGCGGCGGUGUUUUAUAGAGUAAACGAAAAAAAAAAAACACUGGUCACUUCAGCACUGUCUGGACAUUAAAUGGUAGGAAUGGUAAUAGGGACAAACUGAAUGGUUCAACUGUAACUUUUUUUGACUUGGUGUAUUCCUUGAUUCUAGUAACUGGCCCAUGCCUAGUCCUGGCAUUAUGUCCUUAUUAUGUAACCACCGAUACUAAUGUAAACCGAGGGGCAUUUUUGGAACAUAGUCCUUUAAUGCCAUUGUUCUCCCAUCCUUUCAUCAAAUGACAAGUCAGCACAAAAACCAAAUUAUAUUGAAUGAUCUCUUUCAGUUCUUGAACAGCAUUUUUCUUCAGAAAAAAAUGUGCUUUUGGAGUGAUUUAUUUUACUGGCUGUUAUGUUGCAGUGGGCACAAUAAUCUAAAAGGUACAACGCCUAGAUAGGAGCAAUUUGAUCCAUUUGCAGCCUCUUGAGCCACAGUUUCAGUGUCACCUUGUCCAAACUGCACUAAGAACACUGUUUUUGGUUUCUUUUCUGGAAUGUUGCUCCAGUCUUCACCAGGCAUCUCAGUUUUGAUUAAAUUUAAAAGCCUAAUAUUAUAUUAAUCAUUUUUUAGCAAACAACUUUAAAAUUUACAUUGAAAUCCUUGACAAACUUAUGCCCUCCGGUAGAAACUCACCUCCCACAAUGUUCCAUAACAUGAUGGCUUCUUGAGCAAGACUUGUGUUUACUUUGACAUUUUUCCUUAAAUGACAUUGAAACCUUUUUGUAAUUGCAGGUUAAAAUGCUCUAUCCUAUGUGGGACUGAUUCUAAAUUUUAUUGCACAAAUUAAACAUUUUGGAAGUUUGGACGCUUAAAAAAUUACAAACUUAUAAAUUACAAACUAAAUGUUUUGUACAGUUAACAAGAGGUUGCUCAUAGAAAUAUUGGCCAUUUAAAUGGUACAUGCACUGUACUUAUGUAAAGCUUUUUAGUCAAACUGUUCACUAAAAGCACUUUUACUGUACAAGUGGCAUUCCCUCAACAGCACUCACAAAUAUGCCAAACAAUGGGCAAGAAAACAUGACCAGCAUUUUCUGGACAGAGAACAUUAGAUCAGAAUUUUUGCUUAUCCACCUUAAGACUCCCACAGAGUUGGGCAUACUGUGAGCGGCGGGACUAUGCACGCAGUGUGCACACACUGUGCAUGCACUGUGCACGGGUGUUAGAAAUUUUAUAGUAGAGCGUACCAAUUUCUUACAUUUCUGGUGACAAAUUCUUACAUUUUCCACACCAUCGGACGAGGAGGAUAAUCUUUGUAGCUUUGGGAAAACAAAAAGAAAAGAAGGUGUUAUGAAGGAGAGGCUAUGAACAUUUUCAAAAAUUCAGAAGCUUACAAUUACUUAAACAGUAAUAAAAUUAGUUGUGUUUUUUUUAAUGGAUGUUGAGGCACAAGUGACCUUUACUUACUUCUUUACCACAAAGAAAAGUAGGGAGAGUAAAAAAUUGGGAGAGGCAUGCUCUACCUACACUGUCACAAAGCACCUUUUUAUUUUGAUGGACAUAGGGCCUAUGUACCUCAAAAUGGACAUAGAGCCAUGUCAAAGCCUUAAAACCACACAUCACCAAGCUGGGUCGUUAUUAUCAUCGUCAGAAGAAAUACCCAGAGCAGGCUGCUAGUGUCUGGUGGGAAAAGGGUCAUCGAGUAGCAAUGCAAUAAUACAAAAGCUGAAAAUAAAAUCAUAUUUCAUUGUAAUAUGGCAUUCUCUAUGCUUUUAAAUCGUUUGAAGGUACAUUAAUUGUGUUUGUGUCUAUUUUAAGUGGCGCUUUUCUGUUUCUGUUUGAGAACAUAGUCAGGGAUAUAGUCAGACUAUAGAACUGAAAAAGUAUUGACUGUUUAUAUGAGAUGAUCGUUUUCAUAUGAAAUUAACAAACAUACCAGGUUUUUCUUAAUCAUUUCAAAUCAAUACACUGCGAAUCAGGACACAAUGGCAUAAGAAAAUAGCGCUCCAGCACCCACUUACUGCACAUUUGACACUACAGCAUACACACUCUGGAAAGUGACCUGAUGACUUGACGUACUUUCUCCAGAAUUUGGCUAAUGAUCAUAUAUAUGGCCACUUAGGGACACCCAUAAAGCAUGGAAAUUUCAUUACCAUGUGUUCAGCUGAUCCACACCCUUGAUCCAAACACACAUGUACCAUUCAGAAUAGUAGCAUAUCAAAAGCAACACACACACUUUAAAGAUGUAACUUGAACUAAUGUUUCACAAAAUCUCCUACAUUUAGCUAGAUUUACACCCAAGUACAAUAUGUUUUCCAACAAGGCAGUAUACCCAGAUUGGAAGGGAUGAGAGCAGCUGUAGAUUAUUUUGUCACUUUUGUCUUUGUUCCUCAGUUGUUCCUCAGGAACAUUCCCCUUUCCCUUUGGGUUCAUGUUCAACACAACAUUAUUGAGGGAACAGGUCAGCCCCAUCCAAUUUGAGGUAAGGCUAGAAACAACUUAACAACAACUUAACAAGAUAAAUUAAACAUAUGUCUGUCACAGUUACCAAGAAGUGUGUGAUAAUGGAAAAAGACAACAAAGAAGAAAUUUAACUUAUUGAAAACCAGUUGCAUCAGAAAUAAGACUUGUUAUAUGACCUGCUAGUAACACAAACCUUACUGCAACUUCUGCUAUCUUCCUGGAAGUUGCACCCACAAUCAAUACUGGGAAUAAGGUGAAUAUACAAAGGGAAUAGUAAAGUUUUUAAUUUUAAUUGCAUUUAUAAUCAGGCUAUAUUAACUAAAUUCUGAACUGCUCUGUAGUUGAUUGUGACAACAGAGUUGUGUAUAUAUAUAUCUCUAUAUAUAGAUAUAUAGAGAUAUAUAUACAUAUCUAUAUAUAUAUUGCAAUAUUAAAACACAUCAAGAUGCUUAAUUUUAAAAGUAAAAGGAAAGACUUUCGAAGCUGAUGUCAGACUACAUAAUUGGUCUGUUUAAAUCCAAAAUGGAGCACAAUGAAAGACAGCGUGCUAGUUAGAGAAAGGACAGACACUAAGUUCUGUGUUUUUGUUGACUGUAAUGCCUAUAAGUAUGUAUCUUCUGCAAGACUAAACAUAUUAGAGGAGUGUGUACGCUACUAUUAUGCUGAAGCAGAGAGAACAUUGAACCUCUGUGAGGUUUUACAUUGUCAAUACACAGAGACAAAAAAACAAAAAAUAUCGAUCUAUGAUUCAAGGAAACUCUAAUCUGUAAAACUUAGCAUUGGUUUGGUAGAGACUCGUUGUAUAAAUGUUUAUCAAUUUUCUUCUGCUAAGUAGUGUAUGUAGAUAAGAUUGGCAGGAGAAAAUGUAUUUUACUAAAUUUAUACUGUUAUAUAUUCAUUCUGUUCACAGAUAUGUUCUAGAUGCUAUUUCUUUCAUCAGGCCACUUUACCCCACAUCUCCACUUUUUCCCAAAUCCACUGCCCCCAAACUCUGUUUAUUUAAUAGAAAUUAAUUAUAAAAUGAUAUAUUGGAUUUUUUUAUCUAGAUAAGACAUUGUAUGUAAAUGGUCUUUUAUGAUGGCUAAUAUAUUUCUAUAUGGUGAACAUGAAGAGGAGAUAUUGUGCUCCCCUAAGAGUUUAGAGGACGUAUUUUGUGUCAGUAGACCUUAAUUCUAUAUAAACUCCCAAUAACAAGCUGAUCUGAGGUAUAAUUGCUGCUGAUCUGUGGUUAUAAAAUUGUACCGUCACACUGAUGUGUACUGUAACUUCACUUGCAGGUGAUUCAAAUACUUGAGACUCACUAUACAACAUUUUUCUAAUGUAUGACAACAACUGAGGGUAUUAUCACAAUCAGAAUUUGUUGAGAUUACCACAGGGGUCCUAAUUGAUGGUUUAGACCAUUUGGUUACAAAAUAUAAAUUAAUGUGAAUAAUGUCAUUUUACACAAAACUGUAAGAAACAUGAGAAAAAAGUAACAGAAAAUGUAAUCUACAUAAACGCUGUUCUGUUACCUGUGUGUGAUAUAAGCUUUUAUUUUUCAGGCUUUUUUUUUAUUUUCACUUGCUUUUUUUAGCCCUAAAGCUUUUAUCAUUUGGCAAAAAUCCUCCCAAAUAUAUAAGAAAUAUGUUGGUGCCAACCAGGGUUUCUUUGUGAACAUUAAGACUUUCUAUGAAUAUAGUUUUUUGUAGGAUUUUGCUAAGAAAAUCUAGAAAAAUAAUUGAAAAAAAAUGGGACAGUUGUAUUUGUUUUCAUUGUAACUAUAUGUGUAAAAAGAGCAUCUUACACUGGAGGGUAUCAGCAAAGUACUAUAUAAAACCUACUGAAAUAUUUUCUUUUUAACACUGUGAAUACUUUAAUUGUACAGUUUGCUGUAUGGGUCAAAUGAAGUUUUAAAUAAAAAAAGUACAACCUA